Messenger RNA from Linum trigynum, 1809 nucleotides. Lineage: Eukaryota; Viridiplantae; Streptophyta; Magnoliopsida; Malpighiales; Linaceae. The record is from the annotation of a GenBank genome assembly.
AUGCUGAGCAGCCAUUGUAGCAGUAAUCAGCAGCAGCAGAGGCAAGUUCUAUGGGGUAUCCCAUUGCCACGGAAUCAAAUUUAUAGCAGCUGUCAGUCGAUGGCAAAUGGAUCUAACAAGAAGAGGCUGACAAGGGGCAAUCUCCAACGCCUCCGGACAGGGAUAAACAGUGGUGCUGCUAAAACAGAUGGAGUGAAUCAUGUCGCGGCAGCAAGCAGGACUUCCACCACACAAUCAGAGGCUACUACUCAUGAUGACAAGCUGAUACAACAUUAUGUUCCAACUUUUGUCAUGCUCCCACUGGGAGUAGUUACAGCUGAGAAUGUGAUUGUGGACAAGGCCAAGCUGGAGAAGCAACUCAAGGAGCUCAAGGCGGCCGAGAUCGACGGGGUGAUGGUGGAUGUCUGGUGGGGGAUCAUUGAAGCCAGAGGGCCUAAACAAUACGACUGGAGUGGCUACAGGGAGCUCUUCCUGCUGCUCAAGAAAUUGGACCUGAAAAUCCAAGCUAUAAUGUCGUUUCACCAAUGUGGUGGCAACAUUGGGGACAAUGUCUUCAUCUCUCUUCCUCAGUGGGUCCUUCAAGUUGGAGAGACAGACUCAGAUAUCUUCUACACCAAUAGGGCUGGCGCCAGAAACAAGGAGUACCUCUCCCUCGGUGUGGAUCACCUGCCUCUUUUCGGUGGCCGGACUCCGGUCCAGAUGUAUGGGGAUUUCAUGAAGAGCUUCAGGGAAAGCAUGGCGGAUUUCCUUGAAUCAGGGUUGAUAAUCGACAUUGAAGUUGGGCUUGGACCUGCUGGGGAACUCAGAUACGCUUCUUACCCUGAAACCCAAGGAUGGGCUUUUCCUGGAAUUGGAGAAUUUCAGUGCUAUGACAAGUACCUGGCAGCUGAUUUCAAAGAGGCAGCAGCGAAAGCAGGGCAUCUUGAGUGGGAAUUGCCUGAUAAUGCAGGGGAAUACAACAGUAGACCUGACCAAACAGCCUUCUUCAGAUCAAACAAUGGCACUUACAUCACUGAAAAGGGCAAGUUUUUCCUGACCUGGUAUUCCACCAAGCUGCUGCUCCAUGGCGACAACAUCAUUGAUGAAGCUAACAAGGCCUUCCUGGGCUGUAAACUCAAAUUGGCAGCCAAGGUUUCAGGAAUCCACUGGUGGUACAACCAUCCAAGCCAUGCCGCAGAGCUAACAGCAGGCUACUAUAAUUUGCCUGAUCGAGACGGGUAUCGUCCCAUCGCCAGGAUGCUGUCCAGGCACAAUGCCAUUCUGAACUUCACUUGCCUGGAAAUGAGGAACUCCGAGCAGCCUGCUUACGCCAAAAGUGCCCCUCAGGAGCUGGUUCAGAUGGUUUUGAGCGACGGAUGGAAGGAAGGGAUCGAGGUGGCAGGAGAGAAUGCCCUGGCCAGGUACGAUGCUGAUGGCUACAAUCAGAUCCUUCUCAAUGCCAGGCCUAAUGGCGUGAGACCGGCCAUGGAAAGAGAGAAGAAGCUGAGGAUGUAUGGAGUCACAAUCCUUCGGCUGACGGAUGAUCUGAUGCGGCCCAACAACUUGGAUCUGUUCAAGAAGUUCGUCAGGAAAAUGCAUGCUGAGCAGGAUUACUGUCCAGAAGUGAGCAAGUAUGGGCAUGAAAUUGAUAGAUUGGUACGGUCAAAACCGAAGUUGAGGACAGAAGAGCUGUUGGAGUCAACAAAGCCGUCGGAGGCAUUCCCUUGGGAUGGUGAAACCGAUAUGCCUGUGGAGCCUGUAGGUGUAUUUGCAAGAUUCCUGAGGACAAUUUCCUCCAUAUUUUCGACUGACAGUGGGCAGCGGGAGUAA